UCCCAAAUCCCUUUCCACUUUCACAAAAAGCCCUAAAUGCACAAUUCGAUCCCUUCUCUGCCACAGUGUCUCUCUUCCCUAAGAAGAGGAACAAUAAUUGUAAUCCAUUAUUAAGAGUUGUGUUUGCUCAACCCUUUUCAGGAAAACCAGCCCCUUCGCAUGUUAAGAAACCAAACCCAGCUGCCUGGAAUUCCAUCAGAAAAUCCAGAUCCUUAUUCAAGCUUUCUCUUUAGCUAGUAGUAUCACUGUUGAUUCUCAAACAAUUUAAGCAAACAAAAAAAAAGUACUUGAAAACUCUGUGUGUGUGUGUGUCUCUCUCUCUCUCUCUGAGAGAGAAAGAGCCAAGAGGUGCAGUCCUCUCAGAGCUCUCCCAUCAAUCUCAUCACAUCCACAACAAAAAUCAUCAUAAUCUUUUUCUGCUUCACCAUUUCCAGCUCUAUUUCCUUUUCUCUCUCUUUCUCUCUCUUUUCACUCCAUCCAUCUCUUUUCAGAAUAUGGAAUUCCGUCUGUAAUAUCAAUCAAUAAUUAGGGUCAGUUUUGUUUCCUUGUUUUCAUAAUCAACACUAGAAAUCAAUCAAAGAUUUAUCGAGUACUGUGCCAGUACCACUUCUUCAAAAAUUAUUUAAACUCAACUCUCUCUUUCUUUGUGGUGAGAAUCGGAAACCCUAGAAGAAGAAGAAAGUAAUUAGUAAGUCCAUGGAUUCAAUCCCAGAUAUGGAUGACUCCCCCAACUCUGCAGAGCACACAAUUCAGAACCAUAACCUAAUUAUGACCACAGCUGGCAUGAUGAUGAACAGCGGCGCAGCUAGUUCUGGUGUGACACUAGCAGCUUCGGCUUCUUCUUCUUCAUCUUCUCCUGGUUCCAGUAGCCGCUACGAGAACCAAAAGCGCCGUGACUGGAACACCUUCGGGCAGUACCUGAAGAACCACCGCCCUCCGCUCUCCCUCUCCCGCUGCAGCGGCGCUCAUGUUCUCGAGUUUCUCCGCUACCUCGACCAGUUCGGCAAGACAAAAGUCCACACUCCAAUCUGCCCCUUCUAUGGCCACCCCAACCCGCCCGCCCCCUGCCCCUGCCCGCUCCGCCAGGCCUGGGGCAGCCUGGACGCUCUCAUCGGCCGUCUUCGAGCCGCCUUUGAGGAGAACGGAGGCAAGCCCGAAGCCAACCCUUUCGGAGCUAGAGCCGUUAGGCUCUACCUCCGUGAGGUUCGGGACCUGCAGUCCAAAGCAAGAGGAAUCAGCUACGAGAAGAAGAAGCGGAAGCGCCCGCCGCUGCCGCAACAGUUGCCUCCACCGACUCAGCAUCAGCCUUCUCCGGGUGCCAGCUGUCAAUAAGCUCAAGUCAUAGCUCUAACAAUGAUCCAUUGAUCUAAUCGAUGGAAAAUGAUGAGCUAGCUCUAGCAGAUGGUAUUUUCUUAAAUUUCAUGCUUUUAAGUUGAAACUAUGUUGGUAUGGUAUUUGGGUGUUGUCUAGGGUUUAGUAAAUUUUAUGUGGUUGUUGGUAGCCACUCUGAGCACUACUUGAGAGACUACUUGUGUUUCAGUUUCUGUGCUUAAUUAAUUUUCUGUUUCUUCUAUUUGCUAUGAGUAGUUGAGUACUGAAAGCAAUUAUUAGAUC
Rosa chinensis is the source of this 1614-nucleotide messenger RNA. Its product is annotated as protein LIGHT-DEPENDENT SHORT HYPOCOTYLS 4. Gene Ontology annotation, cellular component: nucleus. The coding region runs from base 697 to 1332 and encodes 211 amino acids. Lineage: Eukaryota; Viridiplantae; Streptophyta; Magnoliopsida; Rosales; Rosaceae. Gene Ontology annotation, biological process: mRNA transcription; response to light stimulus. The record is from RefSeq and is a predicted model, not a curated record. The transcript has a single exon.